AUACUUCCCUCACAACUCUCUCUCUCAAAAGAAGCUGAAUUCUUUCUUCGUUUGAUGCCGUGAAUCACAAACAGAAACAGAGGAAUCAGAGAGUACUUCACCAUCUUGAUUCUUUCUUCUUCUUGUUUCCUUCUUUAUUACAAUGGUGGAGCUCAAAGAUCAACAAGACAUGGGAGAAGGUAUGCAAUGCAUUACACAUCCUUACACAAAGAACCCAGGUGGGAUCUGUGCUUUAUGUCUCCAGGAAAAGCUUGGUAAGCUCGUCACUUCCUCUUUCCCUGUUCCUAAACCCAACCAUCUCUCUUCUUCUUCUCCUAAAUCCUUCACUCCUUCCACGACCUCUCUCGCUCUGUCUCUCUCAUCGGCAAGCAAUGGCAGAGACUCCACUAACAACAACAAUCUCCCGUUUCUUCUGGCUAAGAAGAAGAAGAACAUGCUCGCAGCUUCUUCUUCAUCUUCUUCUUCUUCCUCUUCGUCUUCUUCUGCGAAUCUUAUCUACAAGAGAAGCAAAUCGACUGCUGCUGCUUACGGUGAGAGUUUCAGCCAAAGGAAACGAAGUGGGUUUUGGUCUUUUUUCCAUCUCUACUCUUCAAAACAUCAGAUCAGCAACACCACCAAAAAAGUCGAUAACUUUAGCCAUUUAAGGAGGAACCAGAGAACAGAGUCAAAAACAGAGACUUCUUCCAUGAGGGUCGGUGGUGGUGGAGGCAUUGAUGUGAUAGUUGAGGAAGAAGAUGAGAGUCCUAACAAAGUGGUUUCAGAAACGCCAACGAAUGGUAUAGGUGGUGGUGGUGGUUCGUCGUUUGGGAGGAAAGUGUUGAGAUCUAGAUCUGUUGGUUGUGGUAGUAGAAGCUUCUCUGGUGAUUUCUUUGAGAGGAUCUCUAAUGGGUUUGGUGAUUGUGCCUUGAGAAGGAUUGAGUCACAGAGAGAAGCCACUAAGGUCAUUAGUAAUGGUGGUGGUGGUGAAGCAGCAGAUGCAAUGAGUGAAAUGGUCAAAUGUGGUGGCAUCUUUGGUGGGUUUAUGAUCAUGACAUCAUCAUCUACAACAUCAUCAACAACAUCAUCAACGGUUGAUCAUCAUCAUAAUCAUAAGAUGGGGAACAGAAACUGGGGAUGGGCUUUCGCAAGUCCAAUGAGAGCCAAAGCUACUGCUACUCAUAGAGGUCGUACCAUUACAGAGUCCACAGCUGACAACAAGAACACAUCUUCAAAUUUGGACUCAAUCCCUUCAUUGUUGGCUUUGAAAAGCUAAAGCGAGAUGGCAUUACUAAGUACUUAUAAUCCGAAUUUAGAGAAUUUCCAUAUUUCAUUCAUGUGUUUUUAGUUAGGUUGUUCUUUCGUUCUUUGGACAUUGGCUUGAUCUUUUAAUGUAAUGUCACACUAUUUUCUUGUUCCUUUCUAUGUUUGGCAUCUUUGGUUAUAUGUUAUUCAUAAGCUUGAAACCUUUAGGAGAAUGAGCUUAGGAUACUUGCUGCUUUGUCUUUUACUCUUCU
This is a messenger RNA of Arabidopsis thaliana (thale cress), 1493 nucleotides long. Its product is annotated as vitellogenin-like protein. The record is from RefSeq and is marked reviewed. Bases 143 to 1252 code for a protein of 369 amino acids. Lineage: Eukaryota; Viridiplantae; Streptophyta; Magnoliopsida; Brassicales; Brassicaceae. The transcript has a single exon.